CAACUUUAUAAAAUGUGACACAAGAACCACUUUGAAAAAUUGAUGAAAAAACACGUUUCUGAACAUAUACAAAAAGUGUUAAUGCUGAUGUUUCGUAAACAAUGUUUUAUCAGUUUUCUAAGUAUCUGUUAAAGAAUUAUUGUGAUGACCAAUAUGAUUAAUAAAACUUGGAAAUUUAAUCUGUGUUCUUUAUAUUUUACGAUAAAAUAGUAAUUUAAUUCGUUAUAGAAGUACAAUGGAGGGCCAAAGUAUUGUGACAUCGAAAGCAUAUAAACGUGCUGAAUCAAAUUUAAAAGACAAAUUGAAAUUGCCUUAUUUAAAAAAUUAUCCGCAUCACUUGGUGCCAGGAUACAAUUUACAUACCAACUUUUCUGCAGACGAUUCAGAUUUAGAAAACGUCGUUGAACAGUAUCAAAAUUAUCCUUAUUAUUGUGAUUUUCCAAGGCCUUUCUUGCCACCUGCUAAAUUACCUAGAAGUGUAUUGGAUGAAGAAGAUCCUGCAUUAGAACUGCUUACUGUUAAGAAUCACAUGAAUGAUGAUAUACAGAGGCUAAAACAUUAUUAUCUUAGACACGAGAAAGAGUUAGGGGCAAUACAUAAGAAAGAUAUAAAAUGGAAUCGUAAAGAUAAGACAGUUGAUGCCAAAGUGCCUAAAUAUGUAGCAGAUAUGGCAGCAAUUAUUGAUAUGGAUCCAGAUCCUUAUUUUGAAGGGGCCUAUAAUUGGUAUUAUACCGGUGGAUCUGUAAACCGUAUACAAUUUAAUAAUACAAAUAUAUUACUUUUUCCAUUUAUGAAUGAACUAGUUGCCACACCUGUUGUUAACGUAGAGGAAUUUUUGUGGAAACCAUUGUUUCAAAAAGCAGCUAAAUGUGACCUUGAUGGUUCCUUGUACGAAUUAAAAUAUAAUAUUAAUAGUAAUACAUGUAAUGUUUUGGGUAGAUACAAAGAUCAUUGUAAUUUUUAUAUGCUGUCUGAAUGUGAUAACAAAUACAGUUUGGAUGAAAUUCAUCGACAAUCGUCAAAAAUUCCUUAUGUUAGCGCUGAUUUAAAUUUAAUUAAUACCAAUCAGUAUUGUACAGUAAAUGUGGAAAGAUCCGUAACAUUAUGGGAUAUAACGAAAAUGCAGUACAUAUGUAGUAACACUAUAAUGCAAACUGCCGUAUUAGACGAUUCAUGGGGAAGUAUAAAGUUUCAGGCAGUGGAUCCAAAUGUUAUUUUAUUUGUAGAUAGAUGCUGUCUUCAUUAUCUUGAUACUAGAAUUCCAUUUGAUCGGCCAGUAUUAACAUUGUGUCCAAAAUUCUACUUGGAAAGAUGUGAAAAUAUUUCAUUAGAUAUUGGAAGUAGACACCAUUCUUGUAGAUAUGUAGGUACUUAUCAUAGUGUUCUAAUGUGUGACGAUCGUUCUCCAAAACAAUGCGUGCAACAAAAAUGGACUCAUCAGUUCAAAAGUCCACCUAUCAUGGGUCAGGUCAUAAAUAGAGAAAACAAGGAAUUUGUUGUCUUAUCUAGCCAAGUACCUAGCGAAAGUACAAUAAUUUUAAAUACUUGGACAAGUAGCGAGACUUCGCACUCGUUUAAUUUUCCGUUUACUCCCCCUCAUAUUACAAAUACGUUAAACGAAUCUCAAACGCGUGGAACGUGUUUGAAUCCAUAUUUGAGAAAUAGGUUUGACUUGUGUAAUAUUGGUUCUACAGUCAUUAUAAACGAAACUGAAAAUAUAUUUCUGUUUCAACAAAAUUCAAUUGGUGAUAUAUAUUACCAGUGCAUAACACAUGAGACUGAAUUAGACAAAUAUUCACCCAUUAACUCCAAGUCGUGUUAUUUAUUGGAUGCUUGGGAAAACGCAAUAAGUUUACAAACAGACACCAUAGUACCCCUUACAAUUUCUAACAAAUCAAAUAUGCAACAUGUUUAUGAAAACUUCACGAAUAAAAAAUUGCGAUUAAGAUGCGACGAACGUGAAUCAAACGAUUACUUCGAACCAAAUUGGAAACAAUCUAUCGAAAAGUUGAACUCUUACAUGGAUAUAUUAGCACCGGAGCUUUUAUCCGUGUGGGAAAUAUGUGAAGAGAUUCCAUUGCCUAUAACAGCAGCACCUCAUCAGAAAGUUCUAAACUGGUUGGAAACGGCAGAUACGAAACCAUUAAUUCCCUCGCAGGAAGAAUUAGACAAUGUGGCAACGCCAAUUAAUACUCAAGAGUUAAUAAGCGUGUCUCAAGAGGUAGAUAUAACUUGUUUGGAUGACAGUAACGCGCUACAGGAAUUAUUGUUACCAAAAGUUAAAACUGCGCGUGUAAAAAGAAAAGGAAAUAUACGGAAGUAAAAAAAAAAAAGAUACGAAAAAUGGCGGGCGCGCCUGUGUGCAGAGUACACGGACUUAAUCUUUUCACCAAAAACUUUUUUCCCCGUG
This is a messenger RNA of Colletes gigas, 2410 nucleotides long. RefSeq lists its product as uncharacterized. Lineage: Eukaryota; Metazoa; Arthropoda; Insecta; Hymenoptera; Colletidae. The record is from RefSeq and is a predicted model, not a curated record. The coding region runs from base 236 to 2323 and encodes 695 amino acids. The transcript is spliced from 12 exons.